Messenger RNA from Limanda limanda (common dab), 2146 nucleotides. Its product is annotated as serum response factor-like. The coding region runs from base 306 to 1772 and encodes 488 amino acids. Gene Ontology annotation, biological process: positive regulation of transcription by RNA polymerase II. The record is from RefSeq and is a predicted model, not a curated record. Lineage: Eukaryota; Metazoa; Chordata; Actinopteri; Pleuronectiformes; Pleuronectidae. The transcript has 8 exons. Gene Ontology annotation, molecular function: serum response element binding; protein dimerization activity; DNA-binding transcription factor activity, RNA polymerase II-specific.
UUCCUUAUGUGGAGCGGAGGGAUCUGGGGGCCGGGCCUCAGAAACACAACUUUUAAACUUUAUUUAGUUUUCAUGGACGAACUUUCUCCGAACGUGUUUCCGGCGCCGCUCGGUCGCUCGACCUGAACCGGACCGGGCUGAGAGCAGCGGCUAGGUGGCUAGCUGCUAGCUGCUAGCCGGUAGCUAGCGGUGCUGCUAGCGGACUCUGCCCGGGCUGCAGCUCCCUGCCCCGGCGGCACGGGCCGUGUCACCCCGGGAGGAGGAGCUGUCCAGGCCGGGGACCGCUGGCGGGAAGAGGCGCAGGAAUGGGAACCAGAACCGGACCCGGACGCCCGGGGGUCACGACCGGACCCAGCUCUGACCCCGGAGAGUUCAGCACCGAGGUGAUCUACAGCGGCUCGGACCAGGACUCCGAGUCCGGGGACGAGGAGGACCCGGCGGGGACCGGAGGGGACCGGAGAGGACCGGCGGGGACCGGAGGGGACCGGAGGGGGGUGAAGAGGGAGCGGAGGGAGAGGGACUUCGGCCGGCUGUCCGCGCCCUCCUCCGGGGGACAGAGCCGGGCUCACGCCGGGCUCAGCCCCGGGGCACCGGGGGCCAAACCCGGCAAGAAGACCCGAGGCAGAGUGAAGAUCAAGAUGGAGUUCAUCGACAACAAGCUGAGGAGGUACACGACCUUCAGCAAGAGGAAGACCGGCAUCAUGAAGAAGGCGUACGAGCUGUCCACGCUGACCGGGACCCAGGUGCUGCUGCUGGUCGCCAGCGAGACGGGUCACGUGUACACGUUCGCCACCAGGAAGCUGCAGCCCAUGAUCACCUCGGAGACGGGCAAGGCUCUGAUCCAGACCUGCCUCAACUCGCCGGACUCGCCCCCCCGCUCAGACCCCUCCUCCGACCAGAGGAUGAGCGCCACGGGCUUCGAGGAGACCGACCUCAGCUACCAGGUGUCGGAGGCGGAGGGAGGCGCGGAGGGCGCCAAGGAUCUGUUCAAACCAGUCUUCACCUUGUCCAACCUGCCCAUCACCACACAGACCACGCCCCCUGCCUCCUCUUCACCUUCCUCCUCCUCCUCUUCCUCCUCUGUGUCCAUGCAGGUGCAAGGCGCUGCCCCCCCCUGGCAGCUGCCCGCCUCCACUAACGGGACCGUGGUGAAGACGUCGGGGGGGGUCAUGCUUCCUGCAGGCUUCACCUUGAUGCCAGGUGGCUCGCUGCCCCCCGGCACACACACCAUCCCCCUCACGCAGCUGCAGGGCCAGUCGGGCCACACCCCCACGCUGCAGGCUCCGCCCACACAGGCCACCACGCUGCUCCGCCUUCCCGCCACUGUGACGCUCGCCAGCACAGGGGGCGGAGUCUCUCAGCAGCUGCAUACUGUCCAGGUUCAGCACAGUCAGCAGAUCUCCACCAAUCACAGCAGCUCGGACAUCCACAGCCCCGCCUCCUCCACAGUCAGUCUUCCUGUCUCCUCCUCCUCCUCCUCAGUAGCCGGUCACAUGAUGUACCCCGGUGGUCACACGGUGAUGUACGCCGCCCCGACGCCCGGCCUCAGUGACGGCAGCCUCACCGUCCUCAACACCUUCUCCCCGACAGGUCACGCCCAGUCACAUGACCCCGGCUCUGUCCCGCAGGUCUUCCUCGCCACGCUGCCUCCGGCCGGGACGCAGAUCCCAGUUCAGCUCCAUCAGAUGGUCAUCAGUCAGCAGAGCAGCAGCAGUGACCUGACGGAGCUGCAGGUCGUCAGUCUGGACGUCCACCAAUCAAAAGACGACUGAUGGUCACAUGACGCACGCUUCAUCGCAGUCAACCACUUCCUCACAUCCUGUGUUUGUUGUGAUAGUGCUGCAGACAUCCUGUUUACUUCUCUUCUUCAUCAUCAUGUACACGUGUGUGUAACAGUUUUAUAAUUGUAUGUUUUUAUCUUCAGUAUCUUUUCUUCACAUUUUAAUUUGAGAGAAAAAAAAAGUGCCAAAAAACUCAGAUGUUUUUCAUUAAAAUCUCUGAAUCGUGUUUUGAUAUCAGGACUUUGAUCAGCUGGUUGUUUCCUCUGAUGUGGACCAAUCACAGACGAGUAUUUCUCUGGUAUUGAUUCAAUUAUCACUAACAUUGACACUGAAAUUGAAAAAGAACAAUAAAUGUUUAUAUUGAA